GAGCUUUCUACGCUGACCGGCACUCAAGUCCUGCUGCUGGUGGCCAGCGAGACAGGCCACGUGUAUACGUUUGCCACACGGAAGCUGCAGCCCAUGAUCACCAGUGAGACGGGGAAGGCGUUGAUCCAAACGUGCCUCAACUCCCCGGACUCGCCCCCGCGCUCGGACCCAACCACUGACCAGCGCAUGAGCGCCACGGGCUUUGAGGAGACGGACCUCACCUACCAGGUGUCUGAGUCGGACAGCAGCGGGGAGACCAAGGACGCACUGAAACCAGCGUUUACUGUCACCAACCUGCCGGGGACGACGUCCACCAUCCAGACAGCCCCCACCACCUCGACCUCCAUGCAGGUCAGCAGUGGCCCGUCAUUCCCCAUCACUAAUUACCUUGCACCAGUGUCUGCCAGCAUCAGCCCCAAUGCCGUCACCAGUGCCAACGGGACAGUGCUGAAGACUACCGGAGCUAAUCCAGUGACAUCUGGGGGCCUCAUGCCGAUACCCACCGGCUUCACCCUCAUGUCAGGUGGUACCAUGGCUCAGCAGGUGCCAGUCCAGGCGAUCCAGGUGCACCAGGCGCCGCAGCAAACGUCUCCCUCUAGUGACAGCAGCACUGACCUUACCCAGACCUCUUCCAGCGGAACAGUGACCCUCCCGGCAACCAUCAUGACGUCGUCUGUGCCAACCACUGUUGGUGGCCACAUGAUGUACCCCAGCCCACAUGCGGUGAUGUACGCGCCCACAUCUGGCCUUCCGGACGGUGGACUUGCAGUCCUCAACGCUUUCUCACAGGCGCCCUCAGCGAUGCAGGUGUCCCAUGGCCAGGUCCAGGAUCAAGGUGGCGUUCCCCAAGUGUUCCUGACAGCCCCAUCAGGCACCGUUCAGAUCCCAGUCUCAGCUGUCCAGCUUCACCAGAUGGCUGUCAUCGGGCAGCAGAGCAGCAGUGGCAGCAGCCUGACGGAGCUGCAGGUGGUCAACUUGGACACCUCACACAGCGCCAAGAGUGACUGAGAGGCCUCUGCUGCCGGCCUUGUGCUGUCCCUGGCUUGUCGUGCCAGUGCCAGGGCUGGCAGCAAUUCCUUCUCGUACAGACUGCACCAGUUAUUUAUUGUUGCCUUUUCACGUUUCCUUCAUCCACACAUGCACACACACACACACACGCACCCACGCACAUACACACAGGCAUGCGCGUGGGGCUGCAGGACCCCCCUGGGAUGGAGCUGUGCUGGGGCCG
Messenger RNA from Antrostomus carolinensis (chuck-will's-widow), 1231 nucleotides. It is a transcript of the gene SRF, whose product is annotated as serum response factor. The transcript is spliced from 6 exons. NCBI's taxonomy places the organism in Eukaryota, Metazoa, Chordata, Aves, Caprimulgiformes, Caprimulgidae. Bases 94 to 1008 code for a protein of 304 amino acids. The record is from RefSeq and is a predicted model, not a curated record.